Molecule: messenger RNA, 1148 nt
Organism: Mus pahari (shrew mouse)
Lineage: Eukaryota; Metazoa; Chordata; Mammalia; Rodentia; Muridae
Product: tyrosine-protein kinase Yes-like
Exons: 1
Biological process (GO): cell surface receptor protein tyrosine kinase signaling pathway; innate immune response; protein phosphorylation
Cellular component (GO): extrinsic component of cytoplasmic side of plasma membrane
Molecular function (GO): non-membrane spanning protein tyrosine kinase activity; signaling receptor binding; ATP binding
Source: RefSeq, a predicted model, not a curated record
AAAUGGGUAGAAAAGAUGCAGAAAGAUUACUUCUGAAUCCUGGGAAUCAGCGAGGUAUUUUCUUAGUAAGAGAAAGUGAAACUACUAAAGGUGCUUAUUCCCUCUCAAUUCGUGAUUGGGAUGAAAUAAGGGGUGACAAUGUGAAACAUUACAAAAUCAGAAAACUUGACAAUGGUGGAUACCACAUCAGGACCAGAGCUCAGUUUGAUACGCUGCAGAAACUGGUGAAGCAUUACACAGAACAUGCUGAUGGACUAUGCCACAAGUUAACAACUCUGUGUCCUACUGUGAAACCCCAGACUCAAGGUCUAGCAAAAGAUGCUUGGGAAAUCCCUGGAGAAUCAUUGCGACUAUAGGUGAAACUAGGUCAAGGAUGUUUUGGCGAAGUGUGGAUGGGAACAUGGAAUGGAACUACAAAAGUAGCAAUCAAAACACUAAAGACAGGUACAAUGAUGCCAGAAGCAUUCCUUCAAGAAGCUCAGAUAAUGAAAAAGCUAAGACACGAUAAACUUGUUCCACUCUAUGCAGUUGUUUCUGAAGAGCCAAUUUAUAUUGUCACCUAGUUUAUGUCAAAAGGGAGCUUGUUAGAUUUCCUUAAAGAAGGAGAUGGAAAGUAUUUGAAGCUUCCACAGCUGGUUGAUAUGGCUGCUCAGAUUGCUGAUGGCAUGGCAUAUACUGAAAGAAUGAACUAUAUUCACCGAGAUCUCCGAGCUGCUAAUAUUCUUGUAGGAGAAAAUCUUGUAUGCAAAAUAGCAGAUUUUGACUUUGCAAGAUUAAUUGAAGACAAUGAAUACACAGCAAGACAAGGUGCAAAAUUUCCAAUCAAGUGGACAGCUCCUGAGGCUGCUCUGUAUGGUCGAUUUACAAUAAAGUCAGAUGUGUGGUCAUUUNGAAUUCUACAGACAGAGCUGGUAACAAAAGGAAGAGUGCCAUAUCCAGGUAUGGUAAACCGUGAAGUACUGGAACAAGUAGAGCGGGGAUACAGAAUGCCUUGCCCCCAGGGCUGUCCCGAAUCCCUCCAUGAAUUGAUCAAUCCUUGCUGGAAGAAGGAUCCUGAUGAAAGACCAACAUCUGAAUAUAUUCAGUCCUUCUUGGAAGACUACUUCACUGCUACAGAGCCGCAGUACCAACCAGGAGAAAAUUUAUAA